Molecule: messenger RNA, 5389 nt
Organism: Ictalurus punctatus (channel catfish)
Lineage: Eukaryota; Metazoa; Chordata; Actinopteri; Siluriformes; Ictaluridae
Gene: iqsec2b
Product: IQ motif and Sec7 domain ArfGEF 2b
Exons: 16
Coding region: 763-5244 (1493 amino acids)
Biological process (GO): actin cytoskeleton organization; regulation of ARF protein signal transduction
Molecular function (GO): protein binding; guanyl-nucleotide exchange factor activity
Source: RefSeq, a predicted model, not a curated record
CUUCUCCGCAGUGUGUGUGUGUGUGUGUGUGUGUGUGUGUGUGUGUGUGUGUGUGUAACAAGGACCAGCUCGUCGCUCGGUUUAACAAAAACACACCGGAGUGAGAGCUGUAAGAUUUAUUUGUAUUUUAUUUAUUUAUUUAAAAAAAGAAGAAAUCAGCUCAUACAUUGUGACGAUACAGCAGCCUGACUGAAGACCAAACAUGCGCGCGCGUGCCAACAUCAUCAACAUGACACCGAGAGUUACCUGAGAGGAAAAGGGCGGGAAGCGCGCGCUGGAUUGAAGGAAGGAAAAAGAAAGAAAGAAAAAAAAAACAAAACACCACCAACCGCCAAACCGUCGCGCUCUUUUCGCGCGCGCACAACAGCGAACUUAAACCAUGGGGUGAAGAGAAGAAAUGGAGCACUUAGCUGAACGGAUGUUCGUCUGAGAAGAUGUGAAACCUGCUAUUGACUAUGUGCAUCUACGUCUACGUUGAAGAAAAUUUGCCUGUUAUUAUUGCAAGUCUCCAAUAUGCCUCAAGGCAUCAACAAUGACGAUGACCCGGUCUGUAACAGUGGUCAGUUUAGCUGAACAUUCAUAGAUGGUUUCUACUACUGAGUCCAUCAAAAUCACCAUCUUGCUCUUCCAUUGAUAAUCCUUUAAUUUAUCAACAACCCCCCCCAGACUACCCCCCCCCCCCACUUGACUAAUUCGGUGGGGGGGGACUGAAAAUUACACUUUUUAAGAGUGACCAGAGAUCUGGCAACACGAGCCUGGGCCAUGGAGACAAACCCAGACAGCCCUAGCCGGGCUGUGGAGUACCUCCUGGAGCUCAAUAAUAUCAUUGAGAAUCAGGCCAAACUCCUGGAGACCCAGCGCAGGCGCAUUGAGGAGCUCGAAACACAGCUCGACCUAGUCAACCAGGAGAACCAGGACCUUCGCUUGGACAGGAAACCUGGAGCUGACAGCUCCACGCAGAACCACAAUCAUGAACAGAACUCAAAGUCCAGUGGACCGCCGUCUUUGACAAACCACAACGCCAACAGUGUUCACCAUGACAGCAACAUACCAUCGUCUACGGUUCCUGGCCCUGCACGGAGGACCCACUCCAGGUUGAGCCGAGGCCUGUCGUGUGGUUCAGCUCCUGUGGAGAAGGAGAGGGGAAGGCUGGAAAGGAACGAUAGCACUGGAACCAACAGCACAUCUACUCUACGGAGACAUGUUGAUGACGAGACUCGUGCCUCAGACUCAAACCCCUUCUCAGACAGCGGUAAAACCCCUUAUCAGCAUCGCUCAGACUGCUACCGGGAAGGAAGCUGUGGCCCCCCCGCCCCCCGGGGGCCAGUUGUGGGCCCUCCAAGCCCAGCCUGCCUCACCUGGGCACAGCGGACCCGUAACCAGCCAGCUAGUCUGGCCUUACGCAAACAGGAGGAGGAGGAGAACAAGAGGUGCAAAGCUCUGUCUGACAGUUAUGAGCUCUCAACUGACCUCCAGGACAAGAAGGUGGAGAUGCUAGAGAGGAAAUAUGGUGGCUACUUCCUGAGCAGACGAGCAGCACGCACCAUUCAGACUGCCUUCCGUCAGUAUCGCAUGAACAAGAACUUUGAGCGCCUGCGCAGCUCAGCUUCCGAGAGCCGGAUGACACGGCGCAUCAUCCUGUCCAACAUGCGUAUGCAGUACUCAUUUGAUGACCGCCAGCCUCAAGCACAGCCACAGACCUGCCACAGUCCCGGCAUGGGCCCUCCACAUUCACCUGACCUGGAGCCCGAUUCACCUGCCCAGCCAGAAUAUACCCAUUUAGAGGACUCAUUCUCUAAACAGGUGAAGUCCCUGGCUGAUUCCAUCGAUGAUGCGCUAGCAUGCCGUCCAGGUAGAGACGACUCACAGGAUGGCCUCGGGGACAGUGGUGCUGUAGACGACUUCGGUGAGUGCAUCUGGAGCAGCAACAGCCACCCAUCUCUCCGUCGGGGACUAGGUGAGCGGGAGAGAGGCAGCACAGGAGGUGGUCUGAGCAUGCAUGAGGAUAGCACGGCUACGUCAUAUAGCGAUGUCACACUCUACAUGGAUGACGGUUUGCCCUCAUCACCCCUCUCUCUGGACCGGGCACCAAGCAGUACAGACACUGAAUUCUGGGGGGGUAUGACCAGUGGGGUCGGUGGGCGAGAGGACAGUCGGGACACUGAAGGAGGUGGCAGCAGCAACAGCCGACGCAGCACGCCAUGUACAGAGUGCAGAGAUUACCGCCUCCGAGGGGCACAUUUGCCUCUGCUCACAAUCGAGCCACCCAGCGACAGCUCAGUGGACAUGAGCGACCGCUCAGACCGUGGUUCCCUAGGCCGGCAGCUGGUAUAUGAGCAGGACUCAAGUGGGGGCUCACCUCAGGGCACUCUAAAGCACAAUCCCAAUGCCAAAGCGCAAGGCCAAGCACGUCCAGCUAGCCGCCCAAUAGCAACACAACUCCCACAUCAUGUUACUCACCAUCACCACCAUCAUCACCACCACCAUCAUCACCAGUAUCCUGACACUCCAUCUUCUUCCUCAUCCCCCCAGCAGCCCCCCACUACACCGCUCUCAUCCUCCUCUUCCGCACAGCUGCCUUCCGGUGGCUUGGAUCAGCAGUGUUGCUCAGAUGGCGAUAAUGACUCACUAAACUCCACCACAAACUCCAACGAGACCAUUAACUGCAGCUCUGGCUCAUCGUCCAGGGACAGCCUGCGGGAACCACUGCCGCCUAUGGGCAAGCAGACGUACCAGAGGGAGAGCCGCCACAGCUGGGACUCUCCUCCUUUCAACAGUGACGUGGCACAGAGAAGGCAGUAUCGCAUCGGACUCAACCUCUUCAACAAGAAACCAGAGAAGGGCAUUCAAUACCUGAUAGAACGUGGCUUUGUGUCGGACACGCCUGUUGGCAUUGCCCGCUUUAUCCUAGAGAGGAAGGGCCUAAGCCGACAGAUGAUCGGGGAGUUCCUGGGCAACCGACAGAAGCAGUUCAACAAGGAUGUACUCGAUUGCGUGGUUGACGAGAUGGACUUCUCCGGAAUGGAUCUAGAUGAUGCUCUACGGAAGUUUCAAGCCCAGAUCAAGGUGCAAGGAGAGGCCCAAAAAGUAGAACGACUUAUUGAGGCUUUCAGUCAAAGGUAUUGUGUGUGUAACCCUGUACUGGUGCGCCAGUUCCAGAAUCCUGACACUAUCUUCAUUCUGGCUUUUGCCAUCAUCCUCCUCAACACAGACAUGUACAGCCCAAGCGUCAAACCAGACAGGAAGAUGAAGUUGGACGACUUCAUUAAGAACCUGCGAGGAGUAGAUAAUGGACAGGAUAUCCCACGUGACCUGCUGGUGGGGAUCUACCAGCGUAUUCAGAAGUGGGAACUAAGGACCAAUGAUGACCAUGUCUCGCAGGUCCAGGCUGUGGAGAGAGUCAUCGUGGGCAAGAAACCAGUCCUGUCUCUUCCCCAUCGCAGGCUGGUGUGCUGCUGCCAGCUUUACGAGGUGCCUGACCCCAACCGACCACAGCGCACCGGUGUACAUCAGAGAGAGGUGUUCCUCUUCAACGACCUGUUGGUGGUAACAAAGAUCUUCCAGAAGAAGAAAACGUCGGUGACAUACAGUUUCCGGCAGUCAUUUCCUCUGGUGGAGAUGCAAGUACACAUGUUCCAAAACUCCUACUACCCUCACGGCGUCAGACUAACGUCAGCCAUCCCAGGAGGUGAACGUAAGGUGCUAAUUGUGUUCAAUGCGCCCAGUCAGCAGGACCGCACGCGCUUCGUCAGUGACCUGAGAGAGAGCAUUGCUGAGGUGCAGGAGAUGGAGAAAUACAGGGUUGAAUCGGAGCUUGAAAAGCAAAAAGGCGUGAUGCGGCCCAGCCUUCUUAGCAGCAGUGUGGUGGGUGGAGGUGUGGGUGGAGUCAAGAACGAAGUAGUGAAUGGCAGCAUUGGAAGAUCUAGUUUGGAUGACAACUAUUCACCCAGUGAAGGCCUGAAACGCACUGCUCUCAGCUCCUCACUUAGGGACCUGUCUGAUUCAGGGAAACGUGGUCGCAGAAACAGCGUUGGUUCCCUUGACAGUACAAUGGAAGUAAGUCUGAGUGGAGCAGAGGGUUCCAUCAUUAGCAGUCCACAGCCUCACCAGCGUUACCCAGUAGCUACUGUGCUGUCGAGCUGCUAUGGAACCGAAGAUUACCGGCCUCACCGCCCCAUCCUGAGCCCCGGAGUGGGGGUGGGGGGUGGGCCGGGGCAGCAACACACCACGGCGCCCGCACCUCCUGGCACUGCACCUCCAGCCUCCAGCAGCAGCAGCAGCAGCGAGAGAGGUACCACCAGUGGGACGACAACCAGCGCCACCUCCUUCCUGGGAUCACUGUUUGGGACGAAACGGGCCAAAGCACCAGGCCCCAUCAUCCCGCCGGGGCCACCCUACCCCGUCCCUACGGUGCCAGCACCACCACCGCCUCUAUCCCCUUUGCCCCUGUGCCCUCCAGAGUCCACUGGCAUGUCCAAGAUCCAGUACUGCCACACUAUGGGUGCGGGCAUGGCUGGGCACCCCCCGCCACCGUACUGCCACCCGCACCAGCGCUGCCAACACGGUGGUCCACAACGCCAGCAUGCCACGUUACAGCGGGUCACGCUACCACGCCGACCAACCCACAACUCCUCCCCCUAUCUGCCAACGCUCUCCCAACAUGCUUUUCAGGCUCGCUUCGGGAAUUCGGGCAACGGGGGCUCGACGUGCGUGCCUCCUCCCCCCCUUUCUCCUCACUCCCCACUAUCCCAACACCCGCCGUUUGCCCUCUGCCACGCACAGCUCACACACUCGGCCAGAGGGGGCGCCGUUGUGGGCAAAACGCCACUAGCGCUGUCACACUCACAACCACACCCGCACCAACACGCACUCUCCCACGGGCAUACGCCCCACCCUGCCCAUCCGCCACACUUCGUGUUCGCCAGCCCGCCGCCCCCCUUCCCAGCGCCCACUCCACCACCCCUGCCAGCCUCCGCUCCACCCGCCACGGCCCAGCACGCGUCGCCGGCCGCCCCGUAUCCGCCCCCGUAUCCUCCGCUUUCCUCCAUCCCACCUCCCCCCCUCCACUCCCCUUUACCCCCCCCUUCCACCCCCCUUACCCCUCUUACGCCUCUCUCCCCUCUCCCCCCCCCCUCGCACCCCGCCCCGCCACCGCCACAGGUCACGGCACCAUCGCCAGGUCAAACUGGCACGGUCGACCGGGCCAAAUCCAAGCCUGUCAGCCGGAUCAGCACGGUAGUCUGAACAGGGGCAAGGGAAAGGUGCGCUCCUGGGGCUCGCUACGAGGUCCCCUGGUGGUGGGAGGAGGAACAGCAGAGAGAUUGGAAGACAUGGGAGGAGGAAGCCGGACCAGGACGGAGGGCAGCAAGAGGAAACGCAACCUACUGAG